UCCCACGAAAAGCGUUUCAAAGUUCAAACAAAAAAACACAAUAAAAAUAUAAAUCGAAGCCUCCAAAAAGAAAAAACAAAGGAAAAAUAGAAUCCAAAUUUGUCUAAUGAUAAACAGAAUUACAGAAAUUUGACUACGCAGGGUCGUGAAAUUGCUUUAGGAGCUCGAAUUUGUCAGCAAAAUUUAGCGGGUUUUCGUCGAGCCAUGGCGGCAGAAACGAAGUCGUUUUUGGCGCCGACGCAGAGGUACGCGGCGGGAGAAUUGUUCGCAAUCGCUGUCCACCAGGCUCAGAUGCAUCAGACUCGUCCUCUGGGACUUCCCACUGAGGAUGAUGAUCCUUCCUCUGAGGAGCGAAUGAGUAGCAGUAGCAGCAGCGACUCCGUCUCCGAAGAUCCUGAACUUUGGGUCCACGGAAACUCAGGUCUGCUCCGACCGAUUUUCAGAUUUCUAGAUAUUGACUCUGCAGCAUGGCUUGGACUUGAAGAAACUGCUGGAUCUUCUCCAGCCAAACACCAUGUCGGAGCAUUCUUGAGGUUACUAGCUGAAGAAAGCGAGGAUGGUUCUUCUGAAAGAUUGGAUCAGGAGGUUGCUCUUUCAAAUGGUGUUGAUACUAUGACACUUGGUAUGGAAACAAAUUCUGAAUUCUCCAAGGUUAAAAAAGAGAAGCAUCGUGAGUAUGAACAUGAAUAUCGUGAGAAAUAUUCCACUGCUGAGGUGCCAUCAAAUUCUGAAGUGGCAAACCGACAGAUAGAGACUCUGCAGGAGAGCAAUACUUAUGUGUAUAGUGGGAAUGAUGAACUUCAUGUGCUGGGUGGUAGUUUGGAUGAGAAACCUGCUGAAGAGGUUGGAAUGCUUAGUUACCAGAGGAAAGUGACGGCUCUUUAUGAGCUUCUUUCUGCUUGUCUUGCAGCUGCAGAUACUUGUGAAGAAAACAAAAGAUAUACCCGACGAAGAAAAGGCUAUGAUGCUCGACAUCGUGUGGCUUUGCGGUUGCUGGCAACUUGGUUUGAUGUUGAGUGGAUAAAAAUGGAAGCCGUUGAGAUGAUGGUUGCUUUCUCUGCAAUGGCUAUAGCAAAAGAGAAAGAAGCAAAAGAAGAAGAAUCCCAAUCAUCCGAAGGCAAAUGGGCAAAAUGGAAGCGUCGUGGUAUCAUUGGUGCUGCUGCAAUAACUGGAGGAACAUUAAUGGCCAUUACUGGCGGGUUAGCUGCCCCAGCAAUUGCUGCAGGAUUUAGUGCCCUAGCUCCAACGUUAGGCACUAUAAUCCCCGUGAUUGGGGCAAGUGGGUUUGCUGCAGCUGCAAGUGCUGCUGGAACUGUUGCAGGUUCUGUUGCUGUUGCUGCAUCAUUUGGAGCUGCUGGAGCUGGACUUACCGGUACUAAAAUGGCUAGGAGAAUUGGAAGUGUUGAUGAGUUUGAAUUUAAAGCUAUUGGAGACCACCAUAACCAGGGCCGACUAGCAGUUGAGAUUUUGAUCUCUGGGUUUGUUUUUGAUAAGGAAGAUUUUAUAAGGCCAUGGGAAGGACGGAUUGACAACAUGGAAAGGUUUGUGUUGCAGUGGGAGUCCAAGAAUCUGAUUGCAGUGAGCACGGCAAUUCAGGAUUGGCUAACUUCAAGAAUUGCCACGGAGUUAAUGAGGCAAGGUGCAAUGAUGACAGUUUUAAGCACACUUUUAACAGCAUUGGCAUGGCCAGCAGCAUUGCUUGCAGCUACUGACUUUAUAGACAGCACGUGGUCAAUUGCCGUGAACAGAACGGAUAAAGCAGGAAAGCUGCUUGCUGAAGUUUUAUUGAAAGGUUACCAAGGUAACAGGCCUGUGACACUCAUUGGUUACUCACUUGGAGCACGAGUGAUUUUUAAGUGUCUUCAAGCCUUGUCUGAGACUGAACAAAAUGCUGAACUUGUAGAAAGAGUUGUUCUUCUUGGAGCACCCAUUUCAAUUAAAGGCGAGAAUUGGGAAGCUGCAAGAAAGAUGGUAGCUGGAAGGUUUAUAAAUGCUUACUCUACAAAUGAUUGGAUGCUUGGAGUAGCGUUCCGUGCAAGUCUACUCACACAAGGAUUAGCUGGAAUUCAACCAGUUGGUCUGCAGGGGAUUGAGAACGUUAACGUAACAGAUUUGAUCGAAGGUCACUCUUCCUAUCUAUGGGCUACUCAGCAGAUUUUGGACCGGCUUGAACUUGAUGUUUACUAUCCUGUCUUCAAGAGCACUCUCCAUGAAUGAUAAUGCUCAAGUUUCUCUUCAAUUUCCUGUGAUUAUGCUAAGCUGCGUAGGUAAAAUAUUGCUUGAUUCUUUCCAUAUCUUCAUAAAGAAUGCGACUCCGAACUCAAUAGCAGGGUCAGGCAUGCUGGUGCUGCUGAAUCUGGAGCUUCUCUUGUCGGUCUGCAUUUGUUGUUUAUAUUUCCUUCUUGCUCUGUGUAUAUUACUACUACAAUAGCUUGCUUGCAAUUUAAGCCAAAAAUGAAGAAGAAGAAGAAUGUAAACUCAAGACAUUACUGAAAUAGUAAAUAAUCAAGGUUUUCAUUUACCAGGUUGCCAA
Theobroma umbraticum is the source of this 2533-nucleotide messenger RNA. Its product is annotated as transmembrane and coiled-coil domain-containing protein STS1-like. The record is from RefSeq and is a predicted model, not a curated record. NCBI's taxonomy places the organism in Eukaryota, Viridiplantae, Streptophyta, Magnoliopsida, Malvales, Malvaceae.